Puntigrus tetrazona (Sumatra barb) is the source of this 805-nucleotide messenger RNA. RefSeq lists its product as uncharacterized. The record is from RefSeq and is a predicted model, not a curated record. Bases 269 to 781 code for a protein of 170 amino acids. NCBI's taxonomy places the organism in Eukaryota, Metazoa, Chordata, Actinopteri, Cypriniformes, Cyprinidae. The transcript is spliced from 3 exons.
AACAGCUGGUUUGCCGUUCGCUGCCGUUAUUCUUUUCAUUAUUUCCCUACCACAUCCACGGAACGCGGCUUAUUUAAAGCACUUCUCCGCGGUGAAAAAGUAAAGUAAGCGUGCUUACGUUCAGCUGACGCAAAGUAGACACGUAGGCGAGAACCUCGUGGUAACCAUAGCGACACCGGUCCGCUUGUUUCAUAUUUACGCUUUCCUGGAUCGUUUGUCAAAUUGGUGAACUGGUUUUUGUCCCUUUACGGUUACACAGAAAACAGAAAUGAAACAAAAGACGGGCUUGGAAGGAGUUGAGGUCAAUAAGACAUCUACUGCCAUAAACACUGUAAAUUUAGUAAAACUGGAGAAAUCCUGCUCUCCUGGACACUGCCGUUCUCGAGCUGUUUUCAGAGUACUCAUUAAUGUCCACGAAACACCAAAGACGGAUUUAAACCAGGAGCACCUUGCAGAUGACUACAGGGCUUCGUCGCCAACAGCCUCCGUCAUCCGUCCAAUUGGUGAGGGACAUCAUCAGAAGAGAUGCCAUGCAGACAAUCAAGAUCACAGCUCUCAAGAAACUGAGAAGCAGGAGGAGAAAGAACAAAGCCUUUUAAGAAGAGCCAUCAGAAUUCUUCUCAUGUUGUUCAUUAUUUUGGGAAUAAUUGUUAUUUUCAUGAUUGCCAGCCAACAUGUUUACCUGGAGUGGGAUAGAAUCUUAAGGUCGCUGGCUCUUAACAAAUGCAUGAAUGGCUUUGUAAAACUGCGCUUUGUUGGAAUGUACAAUCCGCCCAUAUGAACCCAUAUUGCCUUCAGCACUCAA